AGCGUCUGGUGGCCGUGGCGCGAGGGCUCCUUCGGCGCAGUUGGCGUCAUGGCAGAAGCAACAGAACCCACUCACUUUCUUGAUGUCUGCAGACAGAAAUUUUCAGAAUUCAUGUUCAAUGCUGAACAUAAAUGUUUGAUCUGGUUGCGGGAAAUUGAAGAGGAGGCCAUGAAGAUGUUUGAUAGCAACCUUCAUGCUGAGCCUGCGCUGAUGCCCAAAACACCGUCACAGAGGAAGCAUCGGAAGAAGAAGCGAUCUUCAUCUUUUAAGGAUGAUAAUAAAGAACUGACUAGAAAAAGACUGUCAAAAAGACGAAGUGGUGUUAAGCCGGCAUCCUUUAUUGAGCUUUCCCUGAGCAAAGAAGAUUUGGAGAUAGCAGCAUUCUGUCAAACACACUUUGUUACAAAAGAAACUUCAGACACACAGUGUGACAAGACAGUUAUGCAUCCAGUGGAAGAAAGAGAACUUGGUGUUGACUCUAACAAAAAUAUUGAAGGAGAAAUGGAUGAAGAAGUAAGCAACAGCAACGUGUGCCCAGAUGGCCAUUUUCUUGACAGGGUUGGAGCUUCUGAAGUUGCAGGUGUAUCAGAUGUCUCUGCAGUGGUGCUGCCAAAUCCCCUUGAUCCAACAAGGACUGGAAAAGAUUGGGACGCAUUCAGACUGAGUACAUCUACUCCCAAACUAUCUUUAAGUAGGAAGCCUGCAGGUGGAGAAGAGAGGUUCUUAGUCCAACAAGUAGAUUAUAAUGUGGUGCAAGAGGGAGCUUUGUCUCAAGAUGUAAAGGACAGCAGUGGCACCUCUGGGGGCUCUCAACCAGGCCACCGCUCUUCUAAUAGACCCCACAAGAAAAAGAGGGUGUCACUUGUAGAGAAAUACUCGCUAACCAGCAAAAGGAAAAGCAUGAUUCGAAAAUCCAUCAGCAAAUCAAUUGCCAAGAAGAAAGCAGCUCGGAACUCUUCAUCUGCCUCUAGUCGAGUAAGCUGCCGUAGUUCCAUUGAAAUGUUUAUGGAUGGUGAAACCAGUAAAAAUGGGCCUUCCUUGCUACAGAAUGCUCAGUCUGAUGAGGAAAUGAAGAUGCUACAAAAAACACCCUGCACUCUGGAUGUACCUGUUCUGGUUGGUAUUUGUGCUGCAGAAAAUUCAGAUCACUCUGAGAUGGAGAAGGGGAAAGUAUGCAGUGAAGAAAGCUCUGCUGUUAAGAUGACUGGAUCCCAGGAUGGUGGGUCUGAAAUCCAGAGCAGCCAGCCACGUGAACAGGAUAUAAGGAGACAAAGUUACAAACAAGCACUGGAUGAGCUGCCUUCUGCCCAGCCUACAAAAGCUGAAGACCCUUCAUCUUCUAGUCCUAAAACCUUCCCUAAUCCUGCAAACAAAGCACUGCCCCCUUCUGGUCCAGCCAGGAUUGCACGACCUUUCAAAAACUUCUUUCAGACAAUGCAAAAAAGCCACUUGCUCAAACCCCCUGGAUCUCCAGGGCCCAGCAGCAUUAUGAAAAGUUUUGUCAAACACACCACUUCUGCCACUAAACCUGAUACCAAGGAAAGGGAACGACAACGACUGGAGAGUCUGCGGAAAAAACAAGAAGCCGAGCAACAGAGAAAACAGAAAGUGGAGGAAGAAAAGAAACGAAGGUUGGAAGAGAUGAAAUUAAAGCGUGAAGAACGGUUAAGAAAGGCAUUGCAAGCUCGAGAACGAGUGGAGCAGAUGGAAGAGGAAAAAAGGAAACGAAUGGAACAGAAAUUCUCUCAACAUGAGGAAAGGAGUGAGAAAGUGCGAGAAGAAAAAAUGGCAGAAGAAAAGACAAAGAAAAAAGUGUCUAUGAAGAAAAUGUGGGAUACAGAAGCCCGAAAACAGAAAACACUGCCGAUGGAAGAGGAGCAAAAGCUUCAAGAGCCAGAAAAAUGGAAGACAGUUGGGGAAAUUAAGAAAAUGCUAGAGCAUAAUAAUGCAAAACAGACAAAAGAAAGGCAGCAUGGGCAGCAAGACAAAGAGAAAUGGGUAAAACAGCUGGAACUGGCAGUGGUUACAGAAGAGGAAGAAAAUCAUAAGCAGGAGGAAAAGAGUCCUGCCAAUCUAGAGCUGCUGCCUCAGGAGAAGAAAGCCAAGCAUGUUGAAGCAGUUCCUGCUGCCAGUAAAUGGCUGAAUAUAACCGCUCAGAAAUCUCCUAUCAGUGCCUGCAACCAUGUAAAUCCCCAGGGCCUGAAAGAUUCCAAGUCCCUCAAAGUCAACCCAAAUGACUAUGGAAUGGAUUUGAAUAGUGAUGACUCCACUGAUGAUGAAAGCCAGCCCCGCAGACCAAUCCCUUCAUGGGCCACUGGUCUUCAGCUUAAUGAAGCUGUCACAUAUCAAUACUACAACCCUCCAGACAUUGAUACAUUUUUUGGACAAAUCUUGAGCCCUAAACUAGAAAAUAUCUUCUACAAGAGCAAACCAAGAUAUUUCAAGCGCACUAGUUCUGCUGUCUGGCAGUCACCACCUUUACCGGGUACCAAAACAGUCUUGUGUGCAUCCAGUAGCGUGAAAAAAUACUGAGUCUGAGA
Eublepharis macularius is the source of this 2540-nucleotide messenger RNA. RefSeq names its product inner centromere protein-like. NCBI's taxonomy places the organism in Eukaryota, Metazoa, Chordata, Lepidosauria, Squamata, Eublepharidae. The record is from RefSeq and is a predicted model, not a curated record. Gene Ontology annotation, molecular function: protein serine/threonine kinase activator activity. Gene Ontology annotation, biological process: mitotic cytokinesis; metaphase chromosome alignment; positive regulation of protein serine/threonine kinase activity. Bases 49 to 2532 code for a protein of 827 amino acids. The transcript is spliced from 18 exons. Gene Ontology annotation, cellular component: midbody; meiotic spindle midzone; kinetochore.